Eublepharis macularius is the source of this 1283-nucleotide messenger RNA. RefSeq names its product fructose-1,6-bisphosphatase 1-like. The record is from RefSeq and is a predicted model, not a curated record. Gene Ontology annotation, cellular component: cytosol; cytoplasm. Gene Ontology annotation, biological process: gluconeogenesis; fructose 1,6-bisphosphate metabolic process; fructose 6-phosphate metabolic process. Gene Ontology annotation, molecular function: fructose 1,6-bisphosphate 1-phosphatase activity. The transcript is spliced from 7 exons. The coding region runs from base 99 to 1115 and encodes 338 amino acids. NCBI's taxonomy places the organism in Eukaryota, Metazoa, Chordata, Lepidosauria, Squamata, Eublepharidae.
CCCUCGCCCUUAGCUCCGGGCUUUCGAGGGAGCGAUCGAGUCUGCAGCUUGGAGCCGUCCGAUCCGUCUGCGCCCCCUUCCAGCACCGUUGCGGAAUCAUGACGGACCGCUCCACUUUCGACACCAACGUGGUCACCCUGACCCGCUUCGUGGUCGAGGAGGGAAGGAAAGCGCGGAGCACCGGGGAGCUCACCCAGCUGCUCAACGCCCUCUGCACCGCUGUCAAAGCCAUCUCCACCGCCGUGCGCAAAGCGGGCAUCGCCAACCUCUAUGGGAUUUCUGGUUCCACCAAUGUGACGGGCGACCAAGUGAAGAAGCUGGAUGUUCUUUCCAAUGACAUGGUGCUCAACAUGCUCAAGUCCUCUUUUACAACUUGUGUGAUUGUAUCAGAAGAAAACAAAGAAGCUGUCAUAGUGGACGCUGAUAAACAAGGUAAAUAUAUUGUCUGCAUAGAUCCACUUGAUGGCUCAUCUAAUAUUGACUGCCUUGUAUCUAUUGGAACCAUUUUUGCCAUCUACAGAAAGGUUUCCACUGGUGCACCUUCUGAGAAAGAUGCUCUGCAGCCUGGACGUAAUCUUGUGGCAGCUGGUUAUACCCUCUAUGGCAGUGCCACAAUGCUUGUUUUGGCUAUGGAGAGUGGUGUCAACUGUUUCAUGCUUGAUCCGGCAAUUGGGGAAUUCAUUUUAGUCAACAAGGAUGUAAAAAUCAAGAAGAAAGGAAAUAUCUACAGUCUCAAUGAGGGAUAUGCUGCUUACUUUGACCCUGCUGUCACAGAAUACCUUAAGAAGAAGAAGUUCCCACAGGAUGGUAGUUCUCCCUAUGGCAGCAGGUACAUAGGUUCCAUGGUCGCUGAUGUGCACCGUACUUUGGUGUAUGGAGGAAUCUUUUUAUAUCCUGCCAACUCAAAGAGCCCCAAGGGAAAGUUGAGGUUACUGUACGAAUGCAACCCCAUGGCGUUUAUCAUUGAGAAGGCUGGAGGACUGGCGACAACAGGAAGGGAGGCAGUCUUGGACAUUGUGCCAGAAAACAUUCACCAGCGUGUGCCUAUUGUCUUGGGGUCUCCAGAUGAUGUGCAGGAAUACAUAGACCUGGUUAAAAAGCAUUCAGCAAAGUGAGGAGGAAAAGGGGGCUGCAACUGCUCUAACUACAGUUUAAAUGCUUUGGACCGAAGACCAUAUUUGUGCAAUACUGCUGACUGUGAAACAAGAUUUUUGUGGUGCAAAAGUGCCACGUCAAGUUUUAUAUACAUAAAAAUAAAUGUGAUACUGUUGCCAUUAAAAGCA